AUGGAUAGUCUCCGUGCCGACAUUAGGCAAUAUGGUCCGGGGAAGAAGCUCACACUAUUCCCUCACUCGCCGCCAGAUCCCUAUGGUCGCUCGACCUACAAAGUCCCAGAUGGCCUCAAAGAAAAGAGGAUCCUCUCAGAGCGAGAGGAAGAUAUGUCCAUGACUGCUCUUUGCUUCGACAAUAACAACCAGCCUCACCUACUCGACACAAGCCAGCACGACAAUCCAGACAACAGCCUGGGCGUCGAGAUUAUCGAGUCCCUUUCCAACGGCAACGAUGGCGAUAAUCAAGUGCUCUUGGUCAGGAUUCUUCACAAACCUACGACCGACCUCAAGUUCACCGUUCCCGACACCCAAGAACUUGCGGUCGUCAAGGUCUUUGACCCCCUUUUCUACCCGGAGGAUUUCCCAGUAGAAGGCGGCCCUCGGAAGGUGACCUCCAGAGCUGACAUGAAACUCAGCCGCGAGGCUGGUGCGUACGAGGAACUGCACGACUACAACCUGACUGGCUAUCCUCACCUCGCUCCUCAGUACUACGGCUGUUGGACAACCCGUCUUAUCAGCUACUCUCCAGAUUUUGAGGGCAAGACGCGACAUGUUGGCCUUGUACUCCUGGAGUACAUCGAGGGAAGCAGCAUUCAAGCUAUAUGCCGCCACGACGACGAUGACGUCCUAAUUCCCCCCAAACAACGAACUUACUUGGUCCCGAACGGCCCCGAUUCGAUUCAUUUUGACCUUGAGAAACGCUUGGACAUUCUAGCCCAACUUAUCGAGGGAACCAUCAACCAGAUAUACAAAGGAGUCUGGCAUGACUACGUUGAGCCAGAGAACGUACUCAUCUCCAUGCGGAACAAAUCAACCCUCCUUGAGACGCAAAGAGUCUGUCUCAUCUCCUACGAUAUCUGUUCGAUCGAUUUCAAACUCAGGGAUCCCAUCGACAGAUGGUCGCGGUAUCGUCACCCUCCGCAUCCUACCAAAUGCUUCGAUCUUGACCGAUUGUAUAGUUUUGGUGGCUGGUGGCCUCUCGAUUGGGAAAAGGGCAAAGGAGAUGAGCACUUCGAAAAUUGGCUGCUUGAACGCUUCGGAGAACAUGACUCCGAUAGGUACUCCUACAAUCUGUUGUACUCAAGAGAAUGGCUGAAGCGGGAGAGAGAAAUCGCUAGAAAGAAGGCGAGAAUCAAGAAGAAGAGGGAGAUGGAGAAGGAAAAGAAGAGAGCGAGGAGGUCGAAGGCGAAGGCGAAGGAGAGGAGGGCUGCGAAGAAGAGGAGGGCUGCGAAGAAGGCUGCCGCAGAGAAGACAGUGGCGGAGAGAGAUACCAUCACAGGACUGAGCUCGUCGGCCGCCGCCCUACGAAUCACUUACACAGAGACCGCAGGCAUUGCCUUUAUAAAAUCUUUGAUGGCAGCCUGGAAGGAAGGAUUGAAAGCGGACAAAGUCGGCCAAGGACACGAGGGCGAGGAUCCUCGAGGAGAUUCAGUCGCGCAACCAAGCUCGUUGAUUGAGACCCAGAGCCCCUCAGUGUCUCUGGAAGCAGAUGCGGAAGCAGCUGAAGCAGAGGAGGCCAGCCAGGAACACAAGGGUGAUGGCUCUUAG
Colletotrichum scovillei is the source of this 1593-nucleotide messenger RNA. RefSeq lists its product as uncharacterized. The record is from RefSeq and is a predicted model, not a curated record. Bases 1 to 1593 code for a protein of 530 amino acids. NCBI's taxonomy places the organism in Eukaryota, Fungi, Ascomycota, Sordariomycetes, Glomerellales, Glomerellaceae. The transcript has a single exon.